GGCGCUGCCGGGGCGCGGCCAUGGCGGAGGCGCGGCCGCUGCGGCUGCUGGCGCUGCACGGCUACCGGCAGAGCGCCCGCCGCCUCCGCCAGCGGACCGGCGCGCUCCGCAAGGCCCUGCGCGGCCGCGCCGAGCUGGUGGCCAUCGACGCGCCGCACCGCUUGCCCACCAGCGCUGAGGACGACCCCGACGGGGACGAUCCCCCCCGCGGCUGGUGGUUCUCCGGGCCCGGCACGUUCGAGGCGGGCGAGGCGGCUGCGGCUCCGGCGGGGCUGGAGGAGUCUCUGUCGGCGGUGGCGGCGGCGCUGGCGGAGCACGGGCCCUUUGACGGGCUGCUGGGCUUCAGCCAGGGCGCGGCGCUGGCCGCCAUGGUGUGCGCCCUGCGGGCCCGCGGCGACCCGCGCUUCCCGGUGUCCUUCGCCGUGCUGGUGGCCGCGUUCGCCAGCCGCGCCCCGGCACACGGACACUUCUACCGGGAGCCCAUCGCCCUGCCCACGCUGCACGUCGUGGGCGACACCGACGCCGUCAUCGCAGCCCCGCUCAGCAGGGAGCUGGCCCAGUGCUUCGUGGAGCCCGUUGUCCUCACGCACCCCGGCGGGCACUUCAUCCCCGCGGCCCCGGCGCAGAAGAAAGCCUACCUGGAAUUCUUGGAACGCUUCUGCCCCGGGCAGGGCCAGGCCCAGGGGGCUGGGGAGGUUUGAGAACGGGUUCUGUAAUAAAAAAGGGCUCUGGUGAGCCACGUGCAGCCGCCCAUGCUGUGAAGCAUCACUAUUGCCAUGUCUCCAGAGGGACCAGAGAACAGCUCACUGCACAUUCUGCUCUUCAGUGCUCACCCAGGCCAGGCUAAAUGGUUCUUUAUCUCCCUUAUUUUCAACUUUGUUGUACACAUCAGGAUAAAAUAUAUACGUAUAUAUGUAUAUAAAGUUAAAUAUUAUGUAUCUAACAUGUAUGACAUGUAACUCGUGAGUGCGGGGGUGUGACAGUGAGGGGGUUCAGGGCAGGAGGGUGACACUGCUCUGUGUGCAAGGUGCUUUCAGAGACUCAAACACCUGCUCAAAAUGAGAGUCCCUCAGCUCAGCCACAGGAAGUGUGUGCAGAGCACAGAGCUGCAGUUUCACACCCCAACGACUCGUGGUUUGUAGUAUCUGUUAAGCCAAGCUUCCAGCUGCUCUGGGCCUGGAAAACCUUCUCAUCCUUGGCAGUGCCAGGGCUGGUGUUUGUUUCAGGAAUGAAAUUCCUGCUGGCUUGGUGUGCAUAUGUUGAAUCUCCCUCCAUGAACAAGAAAAACUUGUCAGUGUUUGUGGCUCUGCAUUAUCCAGAGGCGCACGAAAAUCUUUAUUGCUGUAACAGUUGCAGGUGUUCUGCCUGCUCAGCACUUGGGCACACGUCUCAGGAGAGGAGUGCUAGCAGAGCUUCUCUAACCACGGCUUUCCUUGGGGGUGUAGAGUUGGUAAAAGAGGGAAAUCGGGUGAAAAAUGUGAAUUUUCCCCCUGUUUGAGCAGCGGGGCAGCGCAGUGUCAGCUCUGAGAGGGCUGGAGGACACUGUGCUGCUGAAUCCCCUCCCCUCCCCUCGGCGGGGAGCAGGCCUGGGAGCGCCGUGGGUUAAACCAGCCCAGAGGAGUGAGCAGUUCUCAAACCCAGCACGUUUUUCCCCCAGUAUGCAGGUGGUGAUGGUGGCAGGAGGACGUGGCUGUUCCCUGCAGCCCAGCCCUGCUCUGCUGUUGCCCCGCGGGGCUGGGGUGGCUCGGGCAGUCCUGGCCGUGUGUGCCACUUCACCUGGGCUGUGUCACAUCUGCUGCGAAGGCGUGGGGUGUCCGCACCCCUUGGUGACCACACCAGGGGCUGGGAUUUUUUUGGUGGCUGCACGCCCGGCUGCAGCUGUGGCAGAACACGGCGAGCAGCUGUGACAACGCAGCGGAGCUUUUGUCCCUGCGCCGCCGGGCAGGGACGGCAGCGGCCGCGCUCGCCAGCCCCCGGUACCGCUCGCCAGCCCCCGGUACCGCUUGAUGAUCGCGGAGCUCCGGCGUGCCCGGCGCGGGGGAGGCACCGCAGCCGUGUCCGCCCGCCCGCACUGCGGCCCCGCAGCUCCCGGGCACGGGGGGGCACCGGCAGCUCCUGGGAAGAGGAGAGGGAAGGAAGGGGAAGAAGCCCAGGGUGCGGUGAGUGAGCAGCACGAUCCCAGCUCUGCAGGCAGCUCCUUCGCGUGGUGGGUCAGAGAGGGAUGGGUGACCUGGAGUGGGGUGCUGCAGUACCUCCCCCUUCCCUGAGGUCUGCAUAACGAUGGCUCCUGCUGGGUAUCUGCUGUACCGGUUUAAAUGGAUUAAUAAAAACAGAUAAACGCGA
Catharus ustulatus (Swainson's thrush) is the source of this 2343-nucleotide messenger RNA. It is a transcript of the gene OVCA2, whose product is annotated as OVCA2 serine hydrolase domain containing. The record is from RefSeq and is a predicted model, not a curated record. Lineage: Eukaryota; Metazoa; Chordata; Aves; Passeriformes; Turdidae. Gene Ontology annotation, cellular component: nucleus; cytoplasm. Gene Ontology annotation, biological process: response to retinoic acid. The transcript has a single exon. The coding region runs from base 21 to 701 and encodes 226 amino acids.